AUGAUGUAUGUAGUUAUUGGCGGGGACCUACUCGCUGCUAUUCUUGUACCAUUAAAACACCGCAUAAUUCCUUCUUUUCCCUAUGUUAUGACAGUCUCUGUGCCCGCAUGGCUUUAUGCGAUUACGAUCACGGUAAGUUAUUGAUU
Messenger RNA from Strongylus vulgaris, 146 nucleotides. Lineage: Eukaryota; Metazoa; Nematoda; Chromadorea; Rhabditida; Strongylidae. The record is from the annotation of a GenBank genome assembly.